GUGUUUCCGUCAUUCAGUGGGCUGAGAGUUUCUCUGCAAUUCUCAGCGGGUUCCAAUAAAAUUCAAUUUGCACAAUCAUCGUUCCACUUCAAAUUUGUUAUUUAAGUUCGACCUCUCUCAUUUCAUUUCCCUAAUUUAUCGAUAAUAUUCACAUAUUUUUCGUUCGGACUUUCUUCGGUUAAAGCUUCCGAACAUGGAUUUAGUUACUAAGGUUCAGUUUGUCGAUCUCCGUUCGAGUUUUCUCUCUGGUGCGGCUAUUUUAGAUGCUCGGAAAGCCAGUAUUCAACGUCGUUCUCGCCCAGUUUCGGCGUCUCUAAUUCAGACCAGGCGAAGUUCUGACAAUUUAGUUAAGCUUAAUUCUGUAUUUAACCCUAGAAAGAAAUGCCCCGAAGUUUCAGCUACGGCAUCAACGGUUGCCGUCGAGGCCGAAACCACCGUGGAAGAUAUUGAAUCGCUGUUCUCCGAGACUUCGGUUGAAGAUGCUCAGCAGAAUCGGAUUACUAAACAGUCGAGCAGCGGUGCCUCGAGUGUUUCUUCGGGUGUUAGGCUAGAAAACAUUAGUAAAAGCUAUAAAGGGGUGACUGUUUUGAAGGAUGUGAGCUGGGAAGUGAAGAAAGGGGAGAAAGUAGGGUUAGUUGGAGUGAAUGGUGCAGGAAAGACAACUCAAUUGAGGAUAAUUACGGGACAGGAAGAACCCGAUUCAGGGAAUGUAGUUAAGGCGAAACCGAACAUGAAAAUUGCAUUCUUGAGUCAAGAAUUCGAGGUUUGUCCUAGCAGGACAGUGAAGGAGGAGUUCAUGAGUGCCUUCAAGGAGGAGAUGGAGAUUGCUGAGAGGUUAGAGAAGGUGCAGAAAGCGCUUGAGAAUUCGGUGGACGACUUGGUCUUGAUGGGUCGACUUCUGGAUGAACUGGAUUUGCUUCAGAGACGAGCUCAGGCCAUUGAUUUAGAUGCGGUUGAUGUGAAAAUUAAUAAGAUGAUGCCCGAGCUUGGUUUCUCCACGGAAGAUUCCGAUCGACUGGUGGCAUCAUUCAGCAGUGGCUGGCAGAUGAGGAUGUCCCUCGGCAAAAUUCUUCUUCAGGAUCCAGAUUUGUUACUUCUUGAUGAGCCAACUAAUCACCUUGAUCUUGACACAAUUGAGUGGCUUGAAGAUUAUCUUAACAAGCAAAGCGUGCCAAUGGUCAUCAUAUCCCAUGAUAGAGCUUUUCUUGAUCAGCUAUGUACAAAAAUAGUGGAAACUGAUAUGGGUGUCUCCAGAACAUAUGAGGGAAAUUAUUCUCAGUAUGUUAUUGCAAAGGCAGCCUGGGUAGAAGCUCAGUAUGCUGCAUGGGAGAAGCAGCAGAAACAAAUUGAGCAGACAAAAGACAUAAUAAACAGAUUGAGUGCAGGAGCAAAUGCCGGCCGUGCAUCCACUGCAGAAAAGAAGCUGGAAAAGCUUCAAGACGAGGACCAAGUUGAGAAGCCAUUCCAACGGAAACAAAUGAAGAUUAGAUUCCCUGAGCGUGGCAGGAGUGGAAGAUCUGUUGUUACAAUCAAAAACCUAGAAUUUGGAUAUGAGGAUAAGGUUCUUUUCAAAAAGGCAAAUCUUUCAAUUCAAAGAGGCGAGAGAAUUUCUAUUAUUGGCCCAAAUGGAUGUGGAAAGAGUACAUUGCUUAAACUCAUUAUGGGCUUAGAGAAGCCAAGAGGAGGUGAAGUGAUAAUGGGGGAGCAUAAUGUUCUCCCCAACUAUUUUGAGCAGAACCAGGCAGAGGCACUUGAUUUGAAUAAAACAGUGCUCCAGACAGUGGAAGAAGUUGCAGAGGACUGGAGAAUUGAUGACAUAAAGGGUCUUCUUGGUCGGUGUAAUUUCAAGGCAGACAUGCUUGAUAGGAAAGUGUCCCUUUUAAGUGGUGGUGAGAAGGCACGGCUAGCCUUUUGCAAGUUCAUGGUGAAACCAUCAACGUUAUUAGUUCUGGAUGAGCCAACCAACCACCUGGAUAUCCCAUCAAAAGAGAUGCUUGAGGAGGCAAUUACAGAGUACAAAGGCACUGUUAUCGCAGUUUCUCAUGAUAGAUACUUCAUAAGGCAAAUUGUCAACAGAGUAGUGGAGGUCAAUGACAACAUUUUACAGGAUUAUUCAGGCGAUUACAAUUAUUAUCUAGAGAAGAACCUUGAUGCUAGACAAAAGGAGCUCGAACGUGAGGCAGAGCUUGAGGAGAAGGCUCCUAAAGUGAAGGCGAAGUCUAAGAUGUCAAAGGCAGAAAAGGAAGCUCGGAAGAAGCAAAGAAGGUUGGCAUUUCAACAGGCAAAAGCAAAAUCAAAAGGAUUGAAAAAUGCAAAACGGUGGAACUAAUUCAUCGCUUGACCAACGACUACUGUAUAUCCAAUACAUACCAGAAUCAGAAAUUCGAUCCGUGUCUAUAUUACAGAAAUAAAGUACAUGUUACAUUUCAGUAAAUAUUAAAGUAGGAGCGGUUGUGAUUGAGAAGCCAGCACUAUGGAGAGCGAUUUCUUGGGGGCUUGCUGGAAAUUGGUUGCAAAGUAUUCAAGGGUUCAUGUAAUUACUACUCAGAAGCCAUUUGAGUGACAGGCAAUCAUGUAAUGAUGUAAAGAAUAAAAUGGUUAUUAAAAGUACCAGAGAACUAUUGUAUUUGGAAUUUGAUAUAAUUAUGGCUGUAAGUCAGGCCGGAUUAGGUCGGGUUGAAGCCAACGCUAGCCCAACCUGAGAUUUGAACUCCAACCCUAAUCCUAGCCCAACUGAAAGUUGAUUUCAGAUUGGGUUGGGCCUAAU
Molecule: messenger RNA, 2767 nt
Organism: Nelumbo nucifera (sacred lotus)
Lineage: Eukaryota; Viridiplantae; Streptophyta; Magnoliopsida; Proteales; Nelumbonaceae
Product: ABC transporter F family member 5-like
Molecular function (GO): ATP hydrolysis activity; ATP binding
Source: RefSeq, a predicted model, not a curated record